This is a messenger RNA of Ochotona curzoniae (black-lipped pika), 678 nucleotides long. RefSeq names its product glutathione S-transferase Yc-like. The transcript has 6 exons. Gene Ontology annotation, biological process: glutathione metabolic process; xenobiotic metabolic process. The record is from RefSeq and is a predicted model, not a curated record. NCBI's taxonomy places the organism in Eukaryota, Metazoa, Chordata, Mammalia, Lagomorpha, Ochotonidae. The coding region runs from base 13 to 678 and encodes 221 amino acids. Gene Ontology annotation, cellular component: extracellular exosome; cytosol. Gene Ontology annotation, molecular function: glutathione transferase activity.
GAUACUAUUAUUAUGGCAGGGAAGCCCAUACUUCACUACUUUGACGGACGGGGCAGGGCGGAGUCCAUCCGAUGGUUCUUGGCUGCAGCGGGGGUAGAGUUUGAAGAGAAAUACAUAAAAACUCGAGAAGACUUGCAAAAGAUGAGAAGUGAUUCUAGUUUUAUGUUCCAGCAAGUGCCCAUGGUUGAGAUUGAUGGGAUGAAGUUGGUGCAGACCAGAGCCAUUCUCAACUACUUUGCCAACAAACACAACCUCUACGGGAAGGACAUGAAGGAGAGAGCCCUGAUUGAUAUGUAUACAGAAGGCAUAGCAGAUUUGAAUGAACUGAUUAUUCAUCAUCCAUUUCUUCCACAAGAGCAACUAGAAGGAAGUCUUACUCAGAUAAAAGAAAAAACAAAAAACCGUUAUUUUCCUGCCUUUGAAAAGGUGUUGAAGAGCCACGGACAAGACUACUUGGUUGGCAACAAGCUGAGCAAGGCUGACAUUCACCUGGUUGAGCUUCUGUACCAUGUGGAGGAGCUGGACCCCAGUGCCAUUGCCAACUUCCCUCUGCUUCAGGCACUCAAGACAAGAGUCAGCAACCUCCCCACUGUGAAGAAGUUCCUGCAGCCUGGCAGCCAGAGGAAGCCACCUGUAGACGAUAGACUCAGAGAAGAAGUGAAGAAGAUUUUCAUGUAA